CUCAACGGGAAAGUCUUUAAACAGUACUCUAUUGAUAGGCCCUCCUAUUCAACGCAAUUUAAUAGGUGUGUGCUUACGUUUCCGUCAACAUCCGUUCGUGUUUACUGCAGACGUUGUUAAGAUGUUUCGACAAAUUUGGGUUGAUGAUUCACAUGCUGACUAUCAGCGUAUUGUUUGGCGUGAAUCUCCUUCGAAAGAAAUCGAGCAUUAUCGUUUACGUACUGUGACGUACGGUACUGCACCCGCUCCAUUUUUGUCUGUUCGUAUUCUGAAACAACUUGCUGAAGAUUAUAAAUCAGACUACCCAAACGCAGCCCGAGUUCUCCUAGAAGAUGUCUACGUCGAUGAUGUCAUGACAGGAGCUAAAUCAAAGAAGGAACUUAUGGAACUACAAUCUGAAUUAGUAGCUCUUCUUUCCUUGGCCAAACUUCAGCUGCGAAAAUGGAGUUCUAAUUGUUCUACUCUUCUAGCUUCGCUCCCAAAGGAAGAAUGUGAAUACUCUAUUUUCGAUACGGAACGCUCAAAGUCAUUUGUUAAAGUACUCGGCAUGCAUUGGAACCCUUUAUAUGACGAAUAUUCAUUCCGCAUGUCAAAAAAUCUUCCAACCAUCUUGUUGACUAGGCGCUCGUUACUGUCAGAAGUGUCGCGAAUAUUCGACCCAUUAGGACUACUGGCACCAUCCGUCGUUCUCUUCAAAAUACUAUUUCAGGAACUCUGGUCAUCGAACUUAAAUCUUGGAUGGGACGACCCGUUGCCUUCAGAAUUAGCGGAACGAUGGGCAAAGUAUAGACAAGAGAUUUCGGAUUUUGAGCAGGUUCGUAUCCCCAGAAACUUGUUUGCAUCUUCAUUCGAUGACGUUGAGCUUCAUGGGUUCUGUGAUGCAUCCUCACUCGCUUACGGUGCUGUUUUAUACACUCGUUGUAAGACCACAGAAGGAUACAAAGUCAACAUUAUUGCAGCAAAGACAAAGGUUGCUCCAUUAAAACCGAUUUCGAUUCCUCGCUUGGAGCUUUGUGGGGCUUUGCUGCUAACUCGUUUGUUCAAUCUCAUAAAAUCAUCAUUUUCGUUUAAAUUUUCCAGAACUGUAGCUUGGUGUGAUUCUGAAAUUGUUUUGCAUUGGCUCUCUUCACCUCCUCGUCGCUGGACUACGUUCGUUGCCAACAGAACCUCUGCUAUAUUGGAAACUGCUCCAAGGAGUUGCUGGAACCAUAUUCGAUCCGAGUCAAAUCCAGCUGAUUGCGCAUCGCGCGGUAUUCUUCCGUCAAAUCUUCGAAAUCAUCACCUUUGGUGGACUGGUCCACCAUGGUUAUCCCUUGAGGAAAAUGAAUGGCCAAAACCAAAACUCGUGAACUUUAACCCGGAAGAGAACGAACUCUUACUCGAAAAAAGAUUGUCUCCACCUCAAGUUCUUCUAACGUCAUCCAACAAGUUUGAUGUCAUUGAUCAUAUUAUUAAUAAAACAUCAUCGUGGUUUCGUAUGCAAAGGAUACUCGCUUACGUCAUACGUUUCAUCUAUAACUACCUAUGUGAAAAAUCUAAUAAACCUAAUCGUCGAACCUCAUACUUAACCCUAAAGGAAAUCAUCGUCGCGAAAACAACUAUAAUUAAAUCCAUCCAACAAAAUUCAUUCAGUGAAGAUAUUCGUGCCCUAAUAACCAAAAAACAUCUACCCCAAAAAUCAAAACUUCUAAAAUACUCUCCCUUUUUAGAUAACAAAGGUCUUCUUAGAGUAGGAGGCAGGAUAAAAAAUGCUAACAUAUCUUAUAACAUAAAACAUCCUUAUAUUCUACCUAAUAACAAUUUUUCUGCUCUUCUUAUAGAAGAUAUCCACAAAGGUAACCUUCACCCAGGAGUUUCCGCAACCUUCGCCAUUGUAAAACAACAGUUUUGGAUCUUGGGCUCUCGUAACAUUAUCCGUAAGAUUGUUUUUGGCUGCAAUAGAUGUUACAAACUGCGAAAAGAUACCACUACGCAACUAAUGGGUGACUUACCAUCGCAAAGGAUAUCACAAAGCCGUCCGUUUUCACAUACAGGUUGUGAUUAUGCUGGGCCUUUUAACAUCAAGUUUUCUAGAAAUCGUAAUCCAAAAACAUCAAAGGCCUACAUUUGUUUAUUUGUAUGUAUGGCCACCAAAGCUAUUCACCUCGAGCUAGUGAGUGAUCUCACUUCUGAAGCCUUUCUCGCCGCUUUUCGUCGAUUUGUUUCGAGACGUGGACUCUGUUCGAAUGUCUAUUCGGACAAUGGAACCAACUUCCAAGGUGAACCAUUUACUGCAAUCCCAGAGCCAACUACUUUGGAAACACCAGUCAACCGACUCUCUCAUUGGAAUCACCUCCAAAAUAUGGUCCAAGGGUUUUGGAAACGUUGGCAUAUGGAAUACAUCACCACCCUUCAAGAACGUCCAAAGUGGAAACGAUCCACCCCAAACCUUAAUCCAGGAGACCUGGUUAUUAUAAAGGAGCCAAAUCUUCCACCAACAAAAUGGCUUCUUGGCAAGAUCGAAGCAACAACUCAAGGGUCUGAUGGUCGAGCACGAGUUGCUACUGUAAAGACCGCUGGCGGAACAUUUAUCCGUCCAAUCACCAAACUGGCACGAGUACCCAUGUCCUGAAACUCGUUCCAGGGGGGCCGGAAUGUUCAGGAUUAAUCAAACUACAUUUAAACUCAAAUCAUUAAUUAAUUUCAUUUCUAGUUUUGUAAUAUAUUUGAUUGUAAGAAAACCCUGUUUGGAAGAUUAUUCGCGCGACUCACUGUACUUACUUAAAAACAAACAACUUAUAAUCCGCUUAAUCCUCAUCCAAGGCCAAUAAUUUGCAUAUUGUAAUGCAUUGUAUUUAGAUGAUUUGGUAUAGAAAAAAAACCACUAUGUAGGUAUCAUUCGAUGUAAGACAAUUUUAAACUUUCCUUUUUUGUUUGACCAUCGCCGUAAACACA
Molecule: messenger RNA, 2934 nt
Organism: Eupeodes corollae
Lineage: Eukaryota; Metazoa; Arthropoda; Insecta; Diptera; Syrphidae
Exons: 2
Coding region: 122-2611 (829 amino acids)
Molecular function (GO): nucleic acid binding
Source: RefSeq, a predicted model, not a curated record